Molecule: messenger RNA, 882 nt
Organism: Micromonas pusilla CCMP1545
Lineage: Eukaryota; Viridiplantae; Chlorophyta; Mamiellophyceae; Mamiellales; Mamiellaceae
Exons: 2
Biological process (GO): translational termination
Molecular function (GO): translation release factor activity
Source: RefSeq, a predicted model, not a curated record
UCGUCCUCCGCGUCCGACGACGAGCUCGCGUCGAUGGCGUCCGAGGAGCACGACGCCCUCGCGUCCACCGUCCCCGCGCUGGAAGAGAAGCUCGCGCACCUUCUCCUCCCGAGCGACGACGCGGACGACGGCGGCGCGAUCCUCGAGAUCCGCGCGGGCGCGGGCGGGGACGAAGCCGCGAGGUUCGCCGCGAACUUGGCGCGCAUGUACGACAUGUUCGCCAGGCGCCGCGGGUGGACCUUCGAGCGCAUGACGGCGACGACGACGGACGAGGGGGGGUACAAAGACGUCACGUUCAACGUCUCGGGGGACGACGUGUACGGGACGCUGAAGUACGAGAGCGGCGUGCACAGGCGCGUUCGACGAGUCCAGCGCGUGUCUGGGGACGAGGGCAAGGUGCACACGUCCACGGCGUCCGUCGCGGUGAUGCCGCACGCGGAAGAGGUGGAGUUAGACUUGCGCGACGAGGACGUGCGGAUAGACACGAUGCGCGCGUCCGGCGCGGGAGGGCAGCACGUGAACACGACGAACAGCGCGGUGCGAUUAACGCACGUCCCGAGCGGCACGGUGGUGGUCAUGAUGGACGAGCGGUCGCAGCAUAAGAAUAAAGAGAAGGCGUUUAAGAUUUUGCGCGCGCGGAUCUACGAGGGACUGCGCGCGGAGGCGCACCGCGAGCGCGCGGAUCAGCGGAAGAGUUUGAUCGGCAGCGGCGAUCGGAGCGAGCGCGUUCGGACGUACAACUACAAGGACGGCAGGGUGAAGGACCACAGGGUGAACGCGCAGGUGAACGAUUUGGAAGGGCUGCUGAACGGCGGCGACGCGUUGUCGGACAUCGUGGACGCGUUGCGAACGGAAGAGAAGCGCCGGGCGCUGCUCGAGUUC